AUGACCUUCACAAAUGCCCCCGUCACUAGACUGCUGGUUCUCGGGCUCGUCGCGGCCUCCAUAGGCGCCAGCAUGCUCGAUGUCAAGCACUACUUCUACAUCUCCAUCGAUACACACCUGUGGAAGUAUAGACAGUUUUGGAGGUUACUCGCCUACCAGCUGUGCUAUACCAACUCAACCGAAGUGCUGUUUGCAGCCAUGUCGCUAUACAACCUGAGAGUCGUCGAGCGCAUGUGGGGAUCGAGGAAAUACGCCUCAUUCGUCGUUGUCUGUUCCCUCUUCAACGCCGUCAUUCCUCCCCUGAUCAUGGCCGUAUUGCGCCCGCUGUCGGCAGGCUUCUUCAACUACAUGCCCGCAGGCCCGACUCCAAUCGUAUUUGCCAUACUGGCACAGUACCACUCCAUGGUUCCCCACGUGUACAAAUACCGAGUGGCAACGUCACAAAACACCACGACGAGCGACUCAUCCGGAGUGACUCUGUCGGAUAAAUCGUACCAGUACGCCAUUGCUCUUCAUUUAUCGCUGCUACAAUGGCCUGGGUCGGUGCUUGGUGCCUUUGUUGGCUGGACAGUGGGAAACGCUUGGCGAGGAGGUUUGAUACCAGCUUCAUUGGUGACAUGGCGACUGCCAGGUUGGAUGGUGGGGCUUCGGUCUCACAGACGCAGUGCCGAAUUUGAAGGUUUGCGAAGACGUCUGGAAGGGGAAAACGGCUCGGCUACCGGUGUGUCGUCUGGUGUUCAGGGCUCUGGCGGCCAGCAAGCGGAACGAAGAAGAACAAUGGGGCAGCAGAUUGUGGACCAGUUCCGGGAGGCAUUAUAG
Messenger RNA from Metarhizium acridum CQMa 102, 819 nucleotides. RefSeq lists its product as uncharacterized. Gene Ontology annotation, biological process: retrograde vesicle-mediated transport, Golgi to endoplasmic reticulum. Lineage: Eukaryota; Fungi; Ascomycota; Sordariomycetes; Hypocreales; Clavicipitaceae. The record is from RefSeq and is a predicted model, not a curated record. Gene Ontology annotation, cellular component: membrane. Gene Ontology annotation, molecular function: serine-type endopeptidase activity.